AUGGAUUCCGCCGCUGCUUCAGCCAGCCCCGUCCCGGCGGCCGAGGCCGCGCAGCGCCCCCCGCACAUGGCCGCGCUGGUGCUGGCGCGCGGCGGCAGCAAGGGGAUCCCGCUGAAGAACAUCAAGCCCCUGGCCGGGCUCCCGCUCAUCGGCUGGGUGCUGCGGGCGGCUAUCGACUCCGGGGUCUUCCAGAGUGUGUGGGUUUCCACAGACCACGAUGAAAUUGAGAAAGUGGCAACGAAAUUUGGUGUAAAAGUCCAUCGCAGAAGCGCUGAAGUAUCUAAAGACUCUUCUACUUCUUUGGAGGCCAUCCAAGAGUUUCUUCGUCAUCAUAAUGAGGUUGAUAUUAUAGGAAAUAUUCAGGCAACAUCUCCCUGUUUACAUCCUGAUGAUCUUAUUAAAGUGGCAAAAAUGAUCCGAGAGGAUGGCUAUGAUUCUGUAUUCUCCGUUGUGAGACGGCAUCUGUUUAGAUGGAGUGAGAUAAAAAAAGGAGUUAACGAAGUGACAAUGCCCCAAAACCUGGAUCCAGCAAAGCGGCCCCGGCGUCAGGAUUGGGAUGGAGAACUGUAUGAAAAUGGGUCAUUUUACUUUGCUAAAAAGGACUUGAUUGAAAAAGACUACUUACAAGGUGGAAAAGUGAUCUACUAUGAAAUGUGUGCUGAAUGCAGCGUGGAUAUAGACAUAGAUAUGGAUUGGCCUAUUGCAGAGCAAAGAGUGCUGAGAUAUGGCUAUUUCGGUAAAGAGAUGAAGCUACUGGUUUGCAGCAUUGAUGGAUGUCUCCCCAAUGGUCACCGUUGUUUGUCAGAAGAUCAAAAAGAAUUAAGCUCUGAUGAUGAUGAUAGAGUUGCUGAUGGGAUUUCCUUAUUAAAGAAAAGAGGAGUUAAGGUAAUCUCUAAAGAAGAGUUUUCAAAGACGAUUUCUGCUAUGAAAUUGGAUUGUGAGGUGAAAGUACAAAAACGACGAGGUGUAGAAGACUGGAGAAAUAAAAUGAGUUUAUCCUGGAAAGAAGUGGCUUACUUAGGAUAUGAUGAAUCCGAUGUGGACUGCUUGAAGGAAGCUGGCAUGAGCGGUGUUCCUGCAGAUGCGCGUGCCGCUGCUCAGAAGGCUGCCGGUUAUAUUUGUAAAAGUAAUGGUGGCCGUGGUGCCAUUCAGGAGUUUGCAGAAUACAUAUUGCUGCUAAUGAAAACAGUUUGA
Molecule: messenger RNA, 1194 nt
Organism: Emys orbicularis (European pond turtle)
Lineage: Eukaryota; Metazoa; Chordata; Testudines; Emydidae
Gene: CMAS
Product: cytidine monophosphate N-acetylneuraminic acid synthetase
Exons: 8
Coding region: 1-1194 (397 amino acids)
Molecular function (GO): N-acylneuraminate cytidylyltransferase activity
Source: RefSeq, a predicted model, not a curated record